Messenger RNA from Belonocnema kinseyi, 1151 nucleotides. RefSeq names its product prefoldin subunit 5 (gene Pfdn5). NCBI's taxonomy places the organism in Eukaryota, Metazoa, Arthropoda, Insecta, Hymenoptera, Cynipidae. The coding region runs from base 151 to 636 and encodes 161 amino acids. Gene Ontology annotation, cellular component: prefoldin complex; cytoplasm. The transcript has 2 exons. The record is from RefSeq and is a predicted model, not a curated record. Gene Ontology annotation, biological process: protein folding; regulation of DNA-templated transcription.
ACCAUCGGCGAUGGUGGCGCUUCGAUUUGCGUUACGUCAGAACUGAACCUCUUGGUCGUUUGUGUUGACCGUGUUUGGUCAUAUUGUCAAAUAUCUCAAAAUAAGCCGUAUCACGAAGACAGUUAAAAAAAUAAUUAAAAAUUAUACAAAAUGUCUCAAAUAUCCUUAGCAGAACAACCACAUCUUCAGCAAAUCGAUCUGACAAAGCUGAAUCUGCAGCAACUCACGUUACUAAAACAGCAACUAGAUCAGGAACUCACUGUCUUUCAGGACUCGUUACAAACUCUUAAAAUUGCCCAGACCAAGUUUCAAGAAUCUGGAUCCUGCCUAGACAAAGUGACACCAGAAGCCAAAGGCAAAGAAAUCUUGGUGCCUCUCACGGGUUCGAUGUAUGUCACGGGUCAGAUGGGUGAGACGGAGAAUGUUUUGGUUGACAUUGGAACUGGUUACUUUGCGGAGAAGAACAUCGAAGAUGCUAAGACCUAUUUCCAAAAUAGAGUCACCUACGUUUCCGAACAAAUGAUGAAGAUUCAGCAGCUGGGUCUUGAGAAGAGUAGAAUCAGAGAAGCAACUGUAGAAGUAAUUGAAAUGAAGCUUCAAGGGCUUGGACCAAAAGACCUUGCGGAGCGAACAUGAAACAUCUGUAAAGUAUAUUGUUAUGCUUUCAACGCACCUUUUCUUCCGAUAUUGAAAAUCAAGUUUGGUUGUGCCUUUCGAGUCAUGACAUUUUGAAUCAAGCUUUUGAAAGGUCUCAGCUUAACUUCAGCUAUUCAGAAAAGCGCAGGGACAGAUAAUUUAUCUAAACAAUUAUUGAAAAUUGAAAUAUUUGUCAAUUGUGUCAAUCUGUUGAAAUACUGACUCUGACCAAGAUGCAUCGUCCUGUGAUAUCGUUUAACUUUUGUUUUCAUCUCAUUCACGAACCAGUGUUGCUAUUCUUACGCAUUUAAUGUGAAAUACUCGAUAAAGUAACUUUGUACAUUUUAUUAAUCGUCCCAAUAAUAAUACAUGGUAAAUUUUGAUUAUAUUGCUUUCGAAUUAUGGAAUUUAUUUGCAUGUAUACAAAUUCAUCGAAAAAACAUUAUUUCAGAAAGUAUGUUAGUAAAUAUGUAUUCUAUUAUUGUUUGAAUAAUGCACAGACUUAAAUUUACUAC